AUGCCUUUACCAGGUAAGAGCACAUCAACCUACAGUGUUAUUACAUUGUGCUUCAAAGAGUCAAACGCUGCUUCAUACAGUUCACGAUCUCAAACCAAUUACCACCAUCGUCAUACCGCAGCUUCUACCUCUACCUACACACCACUUGCUCGAUCCGUUCUCUGCACGAGUAGCUCAAUCUCUUCUCUCAAUUUCUACGUCUCAAGCCAAUUACCACCAUCGUCACAUCUACCUCCACCUGCGCGCCACUUGCUGGAACUGUUCUCUGCACUGAAAAAAAAACAUGGGAAUAAAUUAGGGCUAAAGUUUCCAUGCUAUUCUAUUGAGUCUGUAUCAGAAUUCUAUGUUCGUAUGAUAGAAAACCAUGAGCAGAAAUUAGGGCUAAAGUUCCCAUGGGGUCAUAAGAGAAGCAAGCAGGACAGUGGUCUGAAUGGAGCUCCCAAGACAGCAAGACAAAGGUUCCUUAUAUUAUUAUCUGUUGCUUUAGUUCUAUUUCCUACCUUUGGAUUUCAAAAAGAUUCUACAAAAAUGGAUACAAGUAUGGUAGCAAACUUAAACCCUGGUGAUGGAGACAAGCCAAUAGAAAUAAAAGUCAUUAGGAAAUGGUUAUCAUAUGGGAAAAAAGCUGAAUGUUGCUACAUAUUCCUUGAUAAAAGUGGAGAUGCAAUAGAAGCAUGUGGUUGCCUGGGAGAUAAAGGCUACUUUGAUUCGAUAAUCAAGAUGGAUGGUUGUUACUCUGUAAGCAACUAUGUGUGUGACAAUGCAAAUACUUUCUUUGUUACUGUCCCACACAAAACCAAAAUCAAGCUAGCCAGGGCAGCAAAAUUUGAAGAAAUACGUGAUGAUGGAUUUCCUGUGUACUACUUCAAUUUUCUUGCAUAUGGUCAAUUAGGUGCAAGGCUUGAUAACCAUAAGACACUCACAAAUUAUAUCGGAAGAGUUGAAAAUGUGUAUGAAGUAGUCAGAACUCAAGGAAAUGCAAUUUUGAAACUCAAACUAGAAAAUUUGAGUGGAACAAUGAUUGAGACAACUUUCUGGGAUGAGGCGGCUAACUCAUUUGAUAAAGAAGCUAUCGAAGCAUUACCUUCUCCUGUUAUUGUUGCUAUUACUUCAAUGAAAGUCACACAGUAUCUAGGAAAUUUGCAACUGACAGCAACUCCAGCCUCAUAUAUUUACAUCAACCCCACUAUUCCCGAGGCUGCUGCAAUGGCUGCUGAGUUUGUCGAACGACAUAAUCAAAACCCUGUACUCAAGAUACAAUACCAAAAAAGUAAAGAUGUAGAAGUCGAAAAGAAAAGAAACAGGUUUCCAUUGGUAGACUUGCUAUCUCAAAACCCAAACCGUUAUGCAGGAGCUCAGUUCACUUGCAAAGCAUCUCUAGUUAGCAUAGAUGCAAGCAAGGGUUGGUUUUAUAAAGCAUGUCAUGAAUGUCGUAAAAAACUUCAAAAAAAAGGAAACACACUUGCAUGCGAAGAUCAUGAUCAAGUUGCUAAACCAAACGAUUUGUUUUUUAUCACAGCACACAUCGCAGAUGAGACCGCUCAAGCAAAGAUAGUAUUUUUUGAUGCUGCAGCUAGAAUGUUGUUCCAAACAGAUUGCAACACACUCAUUGAUCAUCAUGGAUACACUGAUCCGUACACAUUGCCUGCACCACUCACCAUUCUCAUAGGCCAGCCAAAAAUAAUUCAAUUCCGAUUCGCAAGAUUAUGUAGGCCGGGUGCUAAAGACUUUGUAGCAGAUGCUGUUUUUUAA
This is a messenger RNA of Lactuca virosa, 1752 nucleotides long. The record is from the annotation of a GenBank genome assembly. Lineage: Eukaryota; Viridiplantae; Streptophyta; Magnoliopsida; Asterales; Asteraceae.